AAAGCGGUAGCACAAGCAAUCCCGGUGUAUUCCAUGGCUUGCUUUGAUCUAACCAAGACCCUAUGUGAAGAGUUGAGCAAUAUGAUAAAUAGAUACUGGUGGAGCCAAGUGGAUAAAGAGAAUAAAAUACAUUGGGCUAGCUGGGAGAAGAUGACGAAGACGAAGAAAACAAGAGGCUUGGGAUUUAGGGAUCUCCAUGCCUUCAAUCUGGCCAUGCUUGCAAGGCAAGCAUGGAGGCUCAUUCAAAACCCAGCUUCCUUAUGUGCGCAGGUCCUGUCAGCAAGAUACUAUUCAGAUGGCUCAGUUCUUCAAGCCAGGCCUAGAAGCGGCAUAUCCUACACAUGGCGCAGUAUACUAAAAGGAGUAGAUCUGCUCAAGAAAGGGAUCAUAUGGAGAGUAGGCAGUGGUAGCAACAUCAAUAUUUGGUCUGAUCCCUGGAUUCCAAGAGGAAGUACUAGGAGAGUCAUCACACAGAGGGGUGGAAAUGUUGUAACUAAAGUAAAUGAUUUGAUUGAUCCUACCACAAACAAUUGGGAUGAAGACUUAGUUAGACAAACCUUUCUCCCUGAAGAUGCAAAUAUUAUUCUACAAAUCCCAAUUCAUACACAUGAAGAUGAUUGCAUAGCAUGGCAUUAUGAUAAAAAAGAUGAAGAUACAUGUGGUUUUAAUUGGCCAAAGUUGUGGUCGCUUCCCCUCCCCAACAAGGUUCUUCACUUCUUAUGGCGCAUGUCCACAAAUACCUUACCACUGCGCAUGAAGCUCCAGCAAAGAGGCAAGAAGGGAGAAUACAAGAGCAACAACAAAAAGAAAGAUGGUCCAGACCUCCACCGAAGAUCUUGAAAAUCAACACUGACGGCGCCUACCUGAAGGAAUCAAAUUCUGGAGGUUGGGGCUUUGUUAUCAGGAACGAUUGUGGUAUGGUAAUAGCAGCUGGUGCAGGAAAUUUGGGGCAAGUUUCGAAUGCGCUCCAUUCGGAGGCAAUGGCAAUGUUGCAUGCCAUAAACGCAGCUAUUCAGAUGGGUUGUCACUGUGUCAUAAUGGAGACUGACUCUGUGCAACUUCAGUCAGCAGUGAACAAUGAAGACUAUGAUCUCUCUACAUUAGGAGCUAUUUUCAAAGAUAUUAAAUUUAAGCUGAGAGUAAGCUUCAAUCAUGUAACUGUUGUGUCUUGUCCUAGAACUUGUAAUGUAGUGGCACACUGUUUAGCAGCGUAUGGUACUAAACUAGGAGCUGGCAUAAGUGAGAUUUGGCUUGAUGAAUGUCCAGACUUUGUAAAUGACGCUGUUGCUGGCGACUUGUCCAGCAUUGGUUCUUAAUGGAAUGUUUCGUGUUCUCUUUCAA
Triticum aestivum (bread wheat) is the source of this 1341-nucleotide messenger RNA. RefSeq lists its product as uncharacterized. Lineage: Eukaryota; Viridiplantae; Streptophyta; Magnoliopsida; Poales; Poaceae. The record is from RefSeq and is a predicted model, not a curated record. Gene Ontology annotation, molecular function: RNA-DNA hybrid ribonuclease activity; nucleic acid binding. The coding region runs from base 720 to 1316 and encodes 198 amino acids. The transcript has 3 exons.